Messenger RNA from Haliotis rufescens (red abalone), 2507 nucleotides. Its product is annotated as zinc finger protein 391-like. Gene Ontology annotation, cellular component: nucleus. The record is from RefSeq and is a predicted model, not a curated record. The coding region runs from base 202 to 1830 and encodes 542 amino acids. NCBI's taxonomy places the organism in Eukaryota, Metazoa, Mollusca, Gastropoda, Lepetellida, Haliotidae. Gene Ontology annotation, biological process: regulation of transcription by RNA polymerase II. Gene Ontology annotation, molecular function: DNA-binding transcription factor activity, RNA polymerase II-specific; RNA polymerase II transcription regulatory region sequence-specific DNA binding. The transcript is spliced from 3 exons.
UUCACGAAAGGUCGUUGUGACGUGACCGGUAAUGGGAUGUCCUCAGAUCUUUGUUUAGCGGUAGCGAGAACUAAGAUCUGAUUUUAGUGAGAUUGGUGGUUGAAACACACAAAACCUAUGAACCUGUCUUCAAGCAGUUCCGAAGAGAAGUGUUAGCUGCUCAGUGUGUGACUUCCAAGAGAGCAGUGGAGUCCCGUUGUCAUGGAUGAUGAAGCUACUACUCACCAUGGCAACAGGAAACACAAGAUGAAGGGGACACUGGAUGAGCCCGAGGAAGAACAAGCAAUUCCUGAUGGUUGCGUCGACUUCGAGGUGGAAUUUGAGAAGAUUGCUCAUGAGAGAGAAGCUCGAGAUAAGCUGCAGAAGAAAUAUGACAAGCUGAAGAGAAUCUACUUGAAGUUGCAGCAGAAGUACCUGGAAAAGGAGGAGCAGAAAACUCAAGUUAAGGUGCCCGCCCAAGAGGUCGUCACCAUCAAAGAGGAGCCUGAUGAGAAUCAACCUUGUCUGACCUUGAGCCAACCAACCGAAGCCCAAGCUAUUGAGAAAAAGAACAUGUCUCGAAUAGCCCCCAAAAGGAAAUGCUCUCCGAGGAAAUCGCAAAUCCAGGCCAAUGCAGCUCUGGAUGUGACACGGGUCAUCGAGUCAGAAGUCCCAGAAGACGAUGAGGAGGUGAAAGAAAAAGCAACCAAUUACAGGAAGGCUAAAGGCAGACGUAAAUCAUCUAAGCCUCGAAAGAAAGACGAGGGAAAGAAAGAUUGCAAGAAAGAUGAAAAGAAUGAUGGAAAAAAGGAAGCAGUAAAGUUUCUGGAGGAGACAGGUGGACGUUCUCAAGAUGGUGAUGAUGGUUUGUGGUUGUAUGUUGAUGAGGGUGAAAAGUCGGAUACAGAAGUCGUGCCUCAGAGGAAGAAACGGAAACGGAGCAUGAAACCUAGACAUCAUGAAAAAGAUAAAGAGAAGGAAAAGAAGGAGAAGAAGCAGGAUUCCCAGGUCUUUAGAUGCGAAACUUGUGGCAAAUUCCUGUCCUCACGCCCAACGUUGGAGAAGCAUUAUCGCAUCCACACUGGUGAGCGGCCCUACCAGUGUGAUGUUUGUGGCAAGAGCUUCAACUCACUCAGUUCGUUUACUAAUCACACAAGAAUUCAUAAUGGAAUAAAGCCUUAUAAGUGUCAUUAUUGUGAGAAAUCGUUCACGGAAACAAGCCAACGGACAACUCAUGAGCGCACCCACACCGGAGAGAAACCGUACAUGUGUGACUUGUGUGGAGGUCGGUUUUCACUGCGAAGCUCCUUAGUGCGACAUCGCCGCAUUCACACGGGCGAGAAGCCGUAUGUGUGUGGUGAAUGCGGAGCUGCGUACUGUCAAUACACCCAACUGUCUCAUCACAAGAAGAAGUGUGGCCGACUCUCCGCCCUCCCAACCCUCACUCCCCUGCUCUAUCAGAGUGACAUGGCCGAAUAUCAGGCUGAGAAAGACUUGGGUGAUGGCAAAGUUGGGAAUCGGGUAAAAACAGAAUCGGAUUGUGAUCCACCAAAAUCAGUUCAGCAAAACAAAGACGAGGCAGAAGAUCUCACAAACACAAAGCCUUGUCUACAAAAAUCAAAAGCCGAAUCUGAGAAAGAAUUUCGAUCUCACCCGGUUUGUAAACCCUCAGAGAGGGAAUCGGUUAUUUCGAACCCUGUCCCAAACUUUCAGCAUUUUCAGCCAUAUGUACACCCAUUAAAUCAUGCUUUAUCUAACUUGCCACAUUUCCCUCCCCAGGAACCUCUCUCCAGAGAAGCCAUGGAGAGACUGUCAAUUUCUCAUGCACCAUGGUUGCUUAAUAAUUCAUAGUGCACAACGUCUUUCGUGUUCAGUGGAGUACAAGUGUCUUGUUUGCAUGGUAAAGAUCAUGUGUCAGUGUGUGAUUUAGUGCACUUGGCUGCCUAUUAAUUCAUUGUGCUCAACGUUAUCAUGGUUCAAUGGAAUACAAGUGGCUUGUCAACAUGGUCAAAAUGUUUGUGUCAGUGUGUGAUUUAGUGCUUCAGAUUUCAAUCCUCACAAAAAUUAUUAUUGAACAUGUUUGAUAAAUUAUGAUCGUUUUGAGUCCUUUUUUUGAAGAAGGCUUGUUAAUAGAGGCUUAAAGCCUUGUGUUGUGGCCACUGGUAUUGAAGAGGAGACACCUCAUUGUUCUUAUUGGCCCAUCGUCCCGAGGCAAACGUAUCCACCAGCCUAUAUCAAAGCCUAGUUUCUACCCUUGCCACAUCAAGGCCACUUUUCUUGGCUUGACCCUGGCGGCACCUCGCGUAGAUCACAAGUUGUCCCCCUUGUAAUGAAAACAUGAUAUCCAAUCAGAUCGCUGUUCUCAUCUCGUAUAGCUUCACAAAGAUGGCGACUACCAUAGGCGACGAUUUAGUCGAUCAGAUAAAGAAAACAUUUGCGAUUUCAUCCCUGACACAAAAACAUAGGCAAUCAUUGCAGGGUUUAAAAUAUGAAAAAGACAUAUAUGUGCAGUGUUCGAAAUACCUGCC